CCUCGAUAAAUCGAUAGCACGAACAGCUGUGCCGGCCGUGUUUUCUUCUCAUUUCUCCACUGUGUUUACAAUUAUCUAAUCGUAAAUUAAAACUAUGUCCUGGCUGGGCAAUACGAUUCAGAAGCUCGGCAGAGCCACGCUCCUGGCAGUGGGUGGAAAAGCACUCGCUCCCCUUACCAACACGAGCUCCACUGUGCGACAGUUAUCCCACGCUGAGCGACGAGCACGCGGUCCCACUGUGCGGCGGUAUGGAUACGAGGACAAAAUUUACAAGAGUGGUCUACUGCCCCAUUUGGACAAUGGACAAAAGCUGCCCAUGCCAGUGUAUCGUCCGAAGAACGCAUGGUCCAAGAAACGCGCCCUGUUUGGCCAGAACGACUACAUCGACAUCCUGGGCAACGAUCGACUGCAUCCGGUGAAAGUCCUCUACUCCUUGCCCUCCUGGCUGCGUGGCGUCUCCGGCAACGAGUACCAGGUGCUGCUCCGCAAGCGCAGACUGCUCGAGAAGUCUAAAUUCCCGAUCGCCCGACCCACCAAAUGGCGGGAAAUGGAGAAGCGCAUCCUAUAUCUGUACAGGUUCCUCAACCGCAAGACCAAAACGGGUUAUUCACAUCAGUAGAUCCAUUAAGAUCAAAUAAAAUGUUUUGUUUUAAUUUGA
This is a messenger RNA of Drosophila rhopaloa, 658 nucleotides long. It is a transcript of the gene mRpL51, whose product is annotated as 39S ribosomal protein L51, mitochondrial. NCBI's taxonomy places the organism in Eukaryota, Metazoa, Arthropoda, Insecta, Diptera, Drosophilidae. Gene Ontology annotation, molecular function: structural constituent of ribosome. The coding region runs from base 95 to 619 and encodes 174 amino acids. The record is from RefSeq and is a predicted model, not a curated record. Gene Ontology annotation, cellular component: mitochondrial large ribosomal subunit. Gene Ontology annotation, biological process: translation. The transcript has a single exon.